Procambarus clarkii (red swamp crayfish) is the source of this 3762-nucleotide messenger RNA. RefSeq lists its product as uncharacterized. The record is from RefSeq and is a predicted model, not a curated record. Gene Ontology annotation, cellular component: cytoplasm. Gene Ontology annotation, biological process: negative regulation of MAPK cascade; protein dephosphorylation. Lineage: Eukaryota; Metazoa; Arthropoda; Malacostraca; Decapoda; Cambaridae. Gene Ontology annotation, molecular function: MAP kinase tyrosine phosphatase activity; protein tyrosine/threonine phosphatase activity; MAP kinase tyrosine/serine/threonine phosphatase activity.
UUAGAGGGCGGCACGGUACACACGCACCGCGCCGCGUCCACCACACCACCGGCCCUCUCUAGUGCCAGUUAGUGCCAAUUCAUCCUCCGUUACUAUCCCCGAACCCCCUGUUAUACUAGUCACCUCCCAGUGCCAACCUCCCAGUACCCCGAGGUGUUAAACCCGCUCCGGAGAGGCCAAUAACGUUACUUCCAUCAGAGAUAAACCACGAUAGAAAUUGGUGACAUCACAGUUGAAUGGAUCAGAGAGGCUCCGUCAGCCUGGCCUGUCACUCCUGCAGGAGGCCUACAGUGAGGAAGAUGAACAGAGAGCGGUGAGAUCUCUCGGAUACUUCACCGCUGUGGAGAUUUAGAGGCGUUCUUCCCCCUCUCUCUCUCUCUCCAAACCCCCUCACUUGAGACCUCUCCAAGCCCACUCUUCUCCCCAUCUCAAAGCCCACUUUUGGGCCCAUCUCCAAGCCUAUCGUUCCAUCUCCCACAUCCGUAAUGGUCUAAGUCAUUCCUUGUUUAGGAAUUAAAGUUCUAGGCUUUUAAUUGCUCUAUACUGACAUCACAGCAACUCAAUCGCUGAAGAGAGCACAGAAUAUAUUUCCAAGUAUUCCGGCAUCAAAGGCCAAGCAAAAGAUUAGCUGUGAUUCUUAAAGGCAUUAUCUGAUUGCUCUCUUUCUUAGCCCCCAACACCACCACUCACUCCCCAACACACUCCUCCAUCAACCACCACACACACACCACCAUCACACUCACACUCCCCCACAACAUCACUACACCAACAUCCAUACCUGGAACAUACCUGGAGAGGUUUCUGGGAGUCCUUCUUCUACUCCCCGAGCCCGGCCAGAGGCCAGACCCAACUCCAUACAACCUCACCAAUCACAUCACCACCUCCACACUACACCUUACAUCACCACAACCACACCACCACCACCCCCACACCACCACAAUGAGCGCCAAUAUGUUCAAUUAGGGUCUAAAAGCAGCUAAAACCACCUGAUUGAGCUUAUCUAGAUCUUUCCUUAACCUCUCUAGAUCAGUCUUUCCAUGGAGAAAAUCCAAUCCCCAUUCCACCAAUAAAUUCUCUCUCUUCACCCCCCCUCCCCUUUCCCCCCCUGCCCCCUUCUCCUCUCCCCCCAUCCAACCCCUUAGACCACACCCCAUUAAAGAGGGGAGGGGGAAGCCUGGUCACAGACGCCAUCUGCAGAAAAUCAUAAAAUCCAAAACCCGACCAACACACAACACAGAAACAAAAACAAAGAAGCAUCAGGCGCAGUGUUCAGUGUAGUGACGACAUGUGAUCAAGGGCGCGUUCAAGAUGGGCUGUAAAGGUUCCAAGUCCAAGAAGAACGCCUACGCCAGAGUCGCCCAGUACCAGAAAGAAUCGUGGGCAGCAGAGCGAGCUGUACGACGAGCCCCUGAGCCCCUUGACUGGGGGUUGGCGCCCCCCAGCUGCUUGACGCCUGCCGCCCUCCACAACCUACUGACGGAUGGCUUCUACGCCCCCUACUCAGCCAACCCGCAGUACCUACUGGUCGUGGACUGUCGCGCGCCUCGAGCCUUCACGCGACGACGCCUGACGACCGCGCGCUGGCACGGUGCGCUGCACACCGCGCCCGCGCCAAAUCUCGUCAACACCAUAGUGCUAUACGAUGACCGACCGCGCACUGCCCGGCCCCAGCCUGGCGACUCCGACCCCCUCGCUACACUCUACCAUGACCUCCGUCGUCAGAAGUUGGACCCCCUGGUGCUAUUGGGUGGGUGGACGGUGCUGGAAGCCACCUGCCCCCACCUCUUGGAGGGGGGUGACGGUAUUCCCACACCUGAGCCCAUGCCUUGGUACCCUGCUCAGAUUAUCCCAGGGCUCUUGUACCUGGGCCAUGCGGAGAUGGCAUCCGACCCGCGCGUGCUGACGGCCCUGCGCGUCACGCAUAUUGUGGAUGUGACGGAGACUCUUCCCCCUCGUGUCCUCCCCUCUAUGAACUAUCUAGUCGUGCCCGUACCCGAAGAGCCAGAUUGUGGCGAAAAAGGUGAAACAACUAGUGGGACGGACCUCCUCUCUUCCCUGCCCACUAUCAUGGCGUUCGUGGGUGAGGCGCGCACCUACGGAGGGUGUGUGUUGGUGCACUGUGACCAGGGCCUCACCCGCGCCGCCGCCGUCGUCAUGGGCAUCCUGAUGGCGGAGCGACAGUGUACCCUGGAAGACGCUUUCUACUACGUCAAGGGCGCGCGGUCUGCUGUCCACCCUAACUCCAGCCUGCUGCAUCAGCUGGCUAGAUAUGAAACUGUGUUGUUCGGUGCCUCCCUCACGCAAGCGGAAGACCUCUUCUGACCUGCACUCACCGCCAUCUUAACCCUCCUCACUUGUCACACACCCACGGCCACGACCCGCCAAGAGAGUUCAUGACGUUAAUGCUAGCUAGCAACUUUUCUAUUGACAGUGAUUAUCUCAUCUCAAAGGUUAGCCUGCACAUAUCGGCAGUUUAUUGCAGCCUUGACAUCCCCCAAGGUGGUUACAGUCAGCCUUGACAUCCCCCAAGGGGUUACCGUCAGUCUUGACAUCUCCAAGGGGAUUACCGUCAGCCUUGACAUCCUCCAAGGGGUCAUCGUCAGCCUUGACAUCCCCCAAGGGGUCACCGGCAGCCUUGACAUCCCCCAAGGGGGUCACCGUCAGCCUUGACAUCCCCCAAGGGGUCACAGUCAGCCUUGACAUCCCCCAAGGGGGUCACCGUCAGCCUUGACAUCCCCCAAGGGGUCACAGUCAGCCUUGACAUCCCCCAAGGGGUCACCGUCAGCCUUGACAUCCCCCAAGGGGUCACAGUCAGCCUUGACAUCCCCCAAGGGGGUCACCGUCAGCCUUGACAUCCCCCAAGGGGUCAUCGUCAGUCUUGACAUCCCCCAAGGGGGUCACCGUCAGCCUUGACAUCCCCCAAGGGGUCAUCGUCAGUCUUGACAUCCCCCAAGGGGGUCACCGUCAGCCUUGACAUCCCCCAAGGGGUCACAGUCAGCCUUGACAUCCCCCAAGGGGUCACAGUCAGCCUUGACAUCCCCCAAGGGGUCACCGGCAGCCUUGACAUCCCCCAAGGGGUCACAGUCAGCCUUGACAUCCCCCAAGGGGUCACCGGCAGCCUUGACAUCCCCCAAGGGGUCACCGGCAGCCUUGACAUCCCCCAAGGGGUCACAGUCAGCCUUGUUGUCACUAGGACGAGGCAGUGACGUCUAUACACGCUCAUCGUCCCUGGUCGGUUAACCAAUACCGACUUUUGUUGGUCUUUCAUGUUCAUAAACAUAAAUAAACUAACGUAAAAAUUAUUUUGUAAAUAGGUUCUAAACUUGUGGGCACCACUGUUAGUAGAUUGCCCAACGAGUAGAUUUCAUCUACCUAAAAAAAGUAGCGUAGGGUUUGAAAGUACUGUAGAAAUAAUAUAUUAUCCUGCUAAUUAUCUCAGUAGAUACAAAUUCAACGGGAAAACGUAACGUUAAAAUUCUCUUUAGUGCAGGUGUUUACUCACAGGUGUGGCGUCACAUCUGUUAGAUUAACCCCCUUUGUAUACGGUCACAGGAAAAAGAACGCUGUUUAAACACUUCCUAAUUUACACGUCAAACAGCCAGAUGUCAUCACAUCCACCUGUCAACUACAUCCUCACCUGACGAAGAUUAAGCCACCCAAAAGGUGGCACGGGCAUGAAUAACCCCGUAAGUAGUGGCCCUUUUGAGCCAUUACCAGUAUCAAGAGCUGAUACUGGAGAUCUGUGGAGGCGCGACUGCACCC